Molecule: messenger RNA, 1837 nt
Organism: Physcomitrium patens
Lineage: Eukaryota; Viridiplantae; Streptophyta; Bryopsida; Funariales; Funariaceae
Product: ubiquinol oxidase 4, chloroplastic/chromoplastic
Biological process (GO): carotenoid biosynthetic process; alternative respiration
Cellular component (GO): thylakoid; mitochondrion
Molecular function (GO): alternative oxidase activity
Source: RefSeq, a predicted model, not a curated record
GUUGUGAGAACUCCUAUUCUCCGACUCAUAUCCAGCCGAUUCACAUCAACGCACGUCGUGCCCCUGCUUGGAUCAGCACCGUCUAAUUUCCAAUGUGGUAGUCGGAGACUUCGAGUGAGCAUGUAAUUUCCAUUCCUGAGGGUUUGCCUGACGGAGCGGCUGGAGAGUUGACGUAUGUUUCAGGAUUGUGGUAUGUUUGAACGCGUGUGACAGCUUGGGGAGCGUUUGCUUUGCCAGAUUUGCACGAAUUUUGAGCAUUUUGUUGGACUCCUUAUUCACCUACCGUCUGACGUUUUUAGGUUGCGGCAGGGUUUUGUUUCAUGUGUAUUUACAAUUUUUAGGAUUUCGAGGCUUGGUGUGAAGAGAGAACUUCUGAGGGCAAUAGAAAGAUUUUGAAGCGUUCGGUGUGCGUCAGGUGUUGAAGUGUGGUAAAACCAAAGGCAAACUUUAAACUGUGGAUUAUGAGAGUGUUGGAUAGUGGUUUGUAACUAUGACAAGCAGCCUGACAGCCGGUCUUCUGAGAAGCGAGGGGCUGGUCCUCCGCGCAUCCGAGGUUGAUCGGCAUCAAAUAAAAUGUAGUGGGGAAGGUAGAAGAGGCUUGCAGCUGACACGAAUUAAAAGAACGUGUUAUAUUUCGAAGCAGCUUCACUGUUCAACUUCGCUUGUGGUUCCGCAAUAUUGCUGUCAUAGAGGAAGGAAAUCUGCUUGUGCAGCUCUGGCAGAGAGAAAGGCGGUAGAGGAAGUGGCAGUUGGGGGGAAGUCGGCAAAGGACGAGGAUGUUGAGGAGGCUGAGAUAAGUGACGCUGCAAAGACUUCUCAAGGCUUGGAGGCAUGGGUGAUUAGAGGAGAGAAGGCAUUUAACCAGCUCGCAACUGACGCUGUGAUACAGGUUCUAGAUAUUUUUUACAAGAAUAGGGAUUAUGCUCGUUUUUACGUUCUGGAGACAAUUGCCAGGGUUCCGUACUUCGCUUUUGUCUCAGUUCUACACAUGUAUGAAAGCUUCGGUUGGUGGAGACGAUCCGAUUACAUUAAGGUUCACUUUGCGGAGAGCUGGAAUGAGCUACAUCAUCUCCUGACUAUGGAGGCAUUAGGUGGGGACGAGCGCUGGGUGGAUCGAUUUCUGGCGCAGCAUAUCGCCGUCGGUUACUACUUUAUGACGGUAGUUAUGUAUUUACUAAGUCCUCGAAUGGCUUACCAUUUUUCGGAAUGUGUUGAGAAGCAUGCUUUCCACACAUACGACGAAUUCAUUAAGCUACAUGGGGAGGAGUUGAAGAAAUUACCAGCUCCUGAAGUUGCAGUGAAGUACUAUACUUCCGGCGAUCUGUACUUGUUUGAUGAAUUCCAAACUGACCGCACUCCAAAUACAAGGCGGCCGAAGAUUGAUAACUUGUAUGAUGUGUUCUAUAAUAUCCGAGAAGAUGAAGCGGAACACUGCAAGACCAUGUUAGCUUGUCAGACACGAGGAAACUUACGUUCCCCUCACAAUGCAAUGCAAUACGAUGCUUCAGCCUCCUCGUCUAUUAGUGUGCCACCAAUUACAGAAGAUUUAGAGGGAAAAUUGGGGAUUGUGAAGGAUUUACCUCCUGCAGAGUGUGCAGGUAUCAUAGAGUGCGCAUUAACUUCGAGUUCCUUUGUGGAACGAGCACGAAAAAAUGGUGUCGAAGUUAACCUUGAUCAUCUUCCCCGAUGAUUGUAGUUUACCGUAUUCAUGUAGGCCUCAUACGGCGUAAGAUCUUCAGCCUUCACCUAGUUUACAAUUUCAACAAAUUGUUUAGUACUUUGUUUAUAAAUCAUAUUGUUUCAAUGUGCUGGCCACAGCGAACAAGUUGUUUCUCUA